AUGGAUAAUUUCGGCUUUGGAGGAGUCGAGCUCAGCAAAGGACAAAUGUUCCAAGUGCUGAUACGUCUUUCGGUAGCUUCGCUGAUAACGUUUUAUUCGGUGAAAUGGAUGAUGAACCAGAUGGACCCGACUAGUAAAAACAAGAAAAAAGCCAAAAUCCUGGCUGAAGAGCAGUUGAAGAGGCUGGCCGAGAAAGAUGGCUUCAAGCUGAAUGCGCAGGAAUUUAACGACUAUGAGCUGAUGAUUGCGUCACAUCUUGUUGUACCGGCCGAUAUAACAGUCAGUUGGUCAGAUAUAGCCGGACUAGAUAGUGUCAUUCAGGAGCUCCGGGAAUCGGUGGUUCUGCCGGUCCAGCACAAAGAUCUCUUCAAGCGCUCGAAGCUUUGGCAGGCGCCGAAAGGCGUGCUUCUGCACGGGCCUCCGGGUUGCGGGAAAACACUGAUAGCGAAGGCGACGGCAAAGGAGGCGGGAAUGCGCUUUAUCAACUUGGACGUCGCCAUUCUGACCGACAAGUGGUACGGGGAAUCCCAGAAAUUGACAUCGGCCGUGUUUUCACUGGCUGCAAAAAUCGAACCAUGCAUUAUAUUCAUUGACGAAAUUGAUUCCUUCCUGCGAUCCCGCAACUUGAACGACCACGAGGCCACCGCCAUGAUGAAGACCCAGUUUAUGAUGCUGUGGGAUGGUCUCAGCACAAACUCCAACUCGACGGUGAUUGUAAUGGGCGCCACAAACAGACCUCAGGACCUGGACAAGGCCAUUGUCCGCCGGAUGCCAGCUCAGUUCCACAUUGGCCUUCCUACCGAGACUCAGCGAAACGACAUCCUUAAACUGAUAUUGCAGUCGGAGGAAAUAAACCAAGAUGUCGACCUGAAUCGGUUGGCCAAGCUUACAAAUGGCUUCUCCGGCUCUGACCUUCGGGAAAUGUGCCGGAAUGCAUCAGUUUACAGGAUGAGGCAGCUCAUCACGUCUAGUGACCCAUCGGGUGCAGCUCUCGAUCGAAAUAACGUCAGCAUCAAUAUGGAUGAUUUGCUAGGCUCACACUUAAAAAUUAAGGAGUCCAAGAUGCACACGGGAAGUCUAUUUUUAGAGAAUAGAAUCGAGUUAGACUAAGUUCCAUUGUUGUUUAAUUCAUUUUUUCAAUAUAUCAAAAAACUUAAAUAGA
Drosophila suzukii is the source of this 1162-nucleotide messenger RNA. RefSeq names its product no mitochondrial derivative (gene nmd). Gene Ontology annotation, cellular component: mitochondrial outer membrane. Gene Ontology annotation, biological process: extraction of mislocalized protein from mitochondrial outer membrane. The record is from RefSeq and is a predicted model, not a curated record. Gene Ontology annotation, molecular function: ATP binding; ATP hydrolysis activity. NCBI's taxonomy places the organism in Eukaryota, Metazoa, Arthropoda, Insecta, Diptera, Drosophilidae.